Messenger RNA from Vairimorpha ceranae, 711 nucleotides. RefSeq names its product triosephosphate isomerase. Gene Ontology annotation, cellular component: cytosol. Gene Ontology annotation, molecular function: triose-phosphate isomerase activity. The record is from RefSeq and is a predicted model, not a curated record. Lineage: Eukaryota; Fungi; Microsporidia; Nosematidae. The transcript has a single exon. Bases 1 to 711 code for a protein of 236 amino acids. Gene Ontology annotation, biological process: gluconeogenesis; glycolytic process; glycerol catabolic process.
AUGAAGCCAAUAGUUGUAGGAAAUUGGAAAGCUAACAAAAACUUCGAAGUCUUUAAUAAAAUACCAUCAAAUCUAAAUAAUAUUGAAGUUGCUAUAGCACUCCCUCACAUCUAUAUUCCGCAAACAGUUAAUUAUUCUAAACAUCAUAUUUCGAUUUCGGGACAAGAUUGUAGUAAAUUUGAAAGUGGCCCUUACACGGGAGAAACUCCUUCUUCUUUUCUGAAAGAAAAUCAUGCCAAAUAUGUAAUCAUAGGACAUUCAGAGAGAAGAAGAUACUUUUAUGAAAAUUCAUCAGAUUUCACAACCAAGAUUAAUAAUGCACUUGCGGCAGGACUUGGAGUAAUCUAUUGCAUUGGAGAAAAUUCUUUAGAGCGUGAAAGUAAUGAAUAUAUGAAAGUAUUGUAUGAUCAAUUUUUUUCGGUAGUAGGACAAGGGAUUAAAAUCGAUAUCGCUUAUGAGCCAGUAUGGGCGAUAGGAUCAGGUAUUAUUCCGAAAAAAGAAGAAAUUUCUGAGGUAAUUGAACACAUCCAAAGAUGGUCUAGAAGUAUUAAUGUAUCUGGUAGAAUAUUAUAUGGUGGUUCUGUAUCUUAUGAUAACAUUGAAUUAUUACACAGUAUAAAUAAACUUAAGGGAUUUUUAAUAGGUGGAAUUUCUUUAAAAACAGAAUUCGUUGAUAUCUGUGAGAAGUAUAAUAGUUUAAAUGGCCAGUAA